Thlaspi arvense is the source of this 795-nucleotide messenger RNA. Lineage: Eukaryota; Viridiplantae; Streptophyta; Magnoliopsida; Brassicales; Brassicaceae. The record is from the annotation of a GenBank genome assembly.
AUGUAUAAUCAGUUGGCAAUAUCUUCUUCAUCAUCAUCAUCUUCUUCUUCUUCUUACUAUGAAUCUUUGAAGAUUUUGGAAGCUGAUGUUCAACACGCAAAUACUUUGGCAGAAGCAAUUCCAAUGGGAAAGAACAAUGUGCGGCUUCAGAUGAAACUGGUUCAUAGUAACUUUGCUUCUCUGUUACUGAUCUUGCUUCGGUGGAUUGAUCUUUCUUGCUCAUGUCUGGUUCCUCGCUACUUCAACCUCUUUCAUGUUCUUGUCUACAAGGUGCAUUCUGAUGGACAACCUAAGCUUACCACGCACGGAAGGAAAGCAACUAUCAGUGAGUUCUAUGGCGUGAUACUACCAUCGCUUCAGCUACUACACAGCAACAUAGACGAGCUGGAAACAGCAGACAUGGGGUUCGACCUUAAAAGACUCAGCAAGAAGAUAACAAAAGAGGCUCGCAGUAGCAGCAGAUUCAGCAAUGCAGGGUUAGAGCGUGAGGAAGAAUGCGGAAUCUGUUUAGAAACUUGCACCAAAAUGGUGUUGCCGAAUUGCUGCCACUCUAUGUGCAUCAAAUGCUACCGUAAUUGGAACUUGAAGUCUCAGUCUUGCCCGUUUUGUCGGGGAAGCAUGAAGAGAGUGAACUCAGAGGAUUUGUGGGUGCUUGCCGGUGAUAGCGACGUGGUGGAUGCAAAGACGGCUUCAAGGGAAGAUCUGUUCAGAUUCUACCUCUACAUCAAUAGCCUUCCCAAGGAUUAUCCAGAAGCUCUCUUCUUGGUUUACUACGAGUACUCAAAUCUUAUUUAG